AUGGGCCGGCAAUUAUGUAGACUGAUGACCCGACUGGCGUGGACUGAUGGACUGCCGGUCCAGUCGACGUCUCAAUCUGUGUGCGCAGCCUGGGGCUCUCGUCCGGGCUACCUCUCGAUGGAAGUGGAGGUGUCGAUACGACCUCCAACUACUGCCACCACCUCCCGAUUCCUCCAGUUCUGUAGCAUCCCCACCCUAGUAAGAUCCUUCAGAGAAGCCUCCUGUGCGCCGCUGACAUCAUUAGUCCCCGGUCGGACCACUCCUGAUUACAAAGCUCGGCGAUAA
Molecule: messenger RNA, 285 nt
Organism: Nezara viridula (southern green stink bug)
Lineage: Eukaryota; Metazoa; Arthropoda; Insecta; Hemiptera; Pentatomidae
Source: the annotation of a GenBank genome assembly